CUCGACGCACUCAAUGAUUUGGAACGACUGAUCGCGAUAUGCAGGGAAAGUGUUCGCGAAGGGAGUGAAGGAAACAUUGAGGAUGUUCGCUCGCUGUUUAGAGAACUGGAGAAUCAAGACAAUCUUGAGAUUGACUAUCUCGAUGUUGUGAAGAACAUUCUAGCUGAAACAGAGUCAAACGAGCUUUUGAAGGAACUUGAAGAGUUCGAAGAACGAAGAAAUCAGGAAGAUAAAUCCGAAGCGAGGAAAGCACAAAGAGCUGCUCUUAUGUCAUCCGUCAGAAGCACAUUGGUAGGAGUGGUGAACAUUAAAACAGUAUUCAAAGCAGUUGCUGGCGGCCUCACAGUCGUUUCUGCCAUGGAGGUGUUGAGUCGUUGGUCCUCAUUUGAUCAGCUGAUUGCAGCCGUACAAACCUGUGUGCUUCCAGCCGGCACAAGGCUGGUUCAAAUCACAGAUGGCUGUGUGUGCCUCACAGUUCAAGCUGAAAGUUUAUCAGCUCUUAUUAUUUUGUGGAAAUUUUAUCAGGAUGGAACUCUUCAAAAAAAUCUGCACGAUUUCUUUGUCACUGAUGAGGUGAGAGAACUCGCCGAUAGAAAGGAUGUGGAGGUGAAUGUCACCAUCGAUGUAGACGAAUAUCACAAAGCUUGUAUCGAGUUGAUGAAUGGAGCUCAAGAUUUUACCCUUAAAACGUCUACUUAA
Molecule: messenger RNA, 699 nt
Organism: Pocillopora verrucosa
Lineage: Eukaryota; Metazoa; Cnidaria; Anthozoa; Scleractinia; Pocilloporidae
Source: RefSeq, a predicted model, not a curated record